This is a messenger RNA of Schizosaccharomyces octosporus yFS286, 1595 nucleotides long. Its product is annotated as alcohol dehydrogenase. Bases 299 to 1342 code for a protein of 347 amino acids. The record is from RefSeq and is a predicted model, not a curated record. Lineage: Eukaryota; Fungi; Ascomycota; Schizosaccharomycetes; Schizosaccharomycetales; Schizosaccharomycetaceae. The transcript has a single exon. Gene Ontology annotation, molecular function: oxidoreductase activity.
CACCUAAUAAAGAGUCGGAAUGAGCUUUACAGGCGUUCGAUCGGAUUCGAAGAAAAAAAUUUGGAAUGAUCAAAAGGCGAGCGAAUGUGGAUGUCUAAAUGAAGAAACUAACCGAACAUGGUGUUAUGUAAGCGGUGUUAUGUAAGCAAAUAAAAAAAUUUUCAGAAUUUGCCAUUAUAUAAAUACAUAAGGCGCAGUUUCGUUUCAUUACCUUUAUCAAAAACCUCAUUUGGUAUUUGGUAUAUUAAAUUGAUAAAUUGAUAAAUUUGCAAUAACUCGACAUCAAACUUUUGUCAUAAUGCCAUUGCAAUACGUUGUUAACGAUGCUAAGAGCGGUUUUGAUCAACUAAAGGUUCAAGAAGCCAAGCCCGUACAGACUCUCAAGCCUAACGAGGUACAAGUAAACUUGAAGGCUGCCUCCCUCAACUACAGAGACUUGGUUAUCACCAAGGGACUGUACCCUCUUCCUUUGGAGUUCCCCAUGGUCCCAGGUUCUGAUGGCGUUGGUAUUGUUGAAAAAGUUGGUGAAGACGUUAAGGGAUUCAAGCCUGGUGACAAGGUCAUUGGAUGCUUUUUCACUGAUUAUAUUGAUGGAAAACCCACAGAGCAUGCUUUAUAUGGAGCAUUAGGUGGUACAUAUGACGGUAUCUUCCGCCAAGUCGGUGUUUUUCCCGCUCAAGGAUUGGUUCACGCUCCCAAGAACUUGAGCGAUGAAGAAGCAUCCACUUUACCUUGUGCCGCCUUGACUGCAUGGAACGCUCUCUUUGGAGCCAAGGAACAACAAUUGAAGCCCGGUCAAAACGUCUUAAUCCAAGGCACUGGUGGUGUUUCCAUCUUUGCUCUUCAGUUCGCCGUGGCCACCGGUGCUCGCGCCACCGUCCUUUCUUCUUCCGACGAGAAGUUGCAAUUUGCCAAGAAGUUGGGUGCUACUCACUUAAUCAACUACAAACAAACCCCCGAAUGGGCCAAGCCCGCUUUAGAAGCUACCAACGGUGUUGGUUAUCAUCACGUCGUUGAAGUCGGUGGUGAAAAGACCUUGGGUCAAUCUUUAGAAGUCUUGACUCAAGCUGGAAUGAUUAGCAGCAUUGGUUUUGUUGCUCAAGAUGGUCCUAGUCCAAACAUCACUGCUUUGAUUGGCAGCAUGCUCCAGAAGAAUGCCACUAUUCGUGGUAUCUUCGUUGGCCAUGCUAACAUGUUCAAAGAGAUGAAUGCUUGUAUUGAAGCCAACGAUAUUCAUCCCGUCGUUGACAAGGUGUUCCCCUUUGACCAACUGAAGGAAGCCUAUUACUACCAAUGGAGCCAAAAGCACGUUGGUAAGGUUGUCCUCAAGAUUGAUGCUUAAAUGUAAAAAGUGUAUGUAAUAGAACGAAUGGACGAAGGUGCCUUACCUCUAUUGUUUGUCUAUUCGACUUCCUUCCUUUAUUUAUUAAAACUGAGGGAUGAUCUAAAGUAAUGAUAUGGUUUGUUAAGUCUUUUUUUUCCUCUUCUUCUUUUCUACUAGAGAUGAAUAAAAUUUAUUCAACAAUAUAAAGAUCCUCGUUCAUGAAAGAAACCAAUCCAAUACUUUAUCAUGUAGUUUUAGUUUAGCAUAAAUG